GCAGCUACCAGCGCGCCUGCACCAAGCAGGUUUGUCUUCAUCUCAGAAUUAUCUUCUCUCCCUUCUGAUACCAAAGUGAGGUGCCUUGGUUGUGUAGUCCGGUACGAUCUCGCUGAGGGUCGUCUCCUCCUUGAACAUGCCUUUCCAAAGCUAGUCCAGUCCCGCUAUCAGAUUUGGGUCGACGUUAAUCUUGUCCUUGAAAGCAUCGACCCGCAGGCUUUAUAUCAAGGUUCUUGGGUCAAUAUAAUUGGUUACACGAGACAUACACCUUCUCUAGGCGAAAGCAAAGAUGGCCCCGAGCAGCAGAACUCUGAACAAUGCCUAACUCUUCAGGCGGUAUUGAUAUGGGAUGCUGGCCCUCUCCAGAUAAACGACUAUACUUCGACUCUAGAAGAGCAGAGACUUAUUCAACGACGCUCAAAGGCUGGACACAGC
Messenger RNA from Exophiala aquamarina CBS 119918, 435 nucleotides. RefSeq lists its product as uncharacterized. The transcript has 2 exons. Gene Ontology annotation, cellular component: CST complex. The annotation marks the transcript as partial. Gene Ontology annotation, biological process: telomere capping. The record is from RefSeq and is a predicted model, not a curated record. Gene Ontology annotation, molecular function: single-stranded telomeric DNA binding. NCBI's taxonomy places the organism in Eukaryota, Fungi, Ascomycota, Eurotiomycetes, Chaetothyriales, Herpotrichiellaceae.